Messenger RNA from Pecten maximus, 4783 nucleotides. RefSeq lists its product as uncharacterized. Gene Ontology annotation, molecular function: protein binding; ubiquitin protein ligase activity. Bases 6 to 3302 code for a protein of 1098 amino acids. Lineage: Eukaryota; Metazoa; Mollusca; Bivalvia; Pectinida; Pectinidae. The transcript has 20 exons. Gene Ontology annotation, biological process: protein polyubiquitination; ubiquitin-dependent protein catabolic process. The record is from RefSeq and is a predicted model, not a curated record.
UCAAGAUGGACGACUGCAAUCUUGAAAAGUUAGCUGUCAAACCUGGAAAAUUAACUCCAGCAUUUAACAAGGAUACUACAGAUUACGCGGUGACCGUUGCAAGCAAUGUGGAGAAAAUACGAAUUGAUCCACUGACAAGUGACACUGGUGCAUCCUAUUCUAUAUCGGGAAGUGGAGGAGAGAAGGAAGUUGGGCUUCCUGAGGGAGCUGUAACUGACAUCAAGAUAGAAGUCACAUCAGAAGAUGGCACAGUGAAAAACUAUUUCCUCCAUGUCAAACGACUCUCAGCAAAAGAUGCCGUACUCAGUGACCUCAAGUUUUCUCAGGGGUGUCUCAUGCCUGACUUUGAUUCUGCAGUUACUACUUAUUCUUGUAUAUUACCAUGCAAUGUGGCCAGUGUCAUUGCUAAACCAGUUGCUCCAGAUCCCAAAAAUGUCAUUCUGGUAUGUGGAGAGAAGCCAGGAACAGCCUACCCCCUAAAUGUGGGGGAGACCAACAUCCAGCUAGAGGUCACAUCUGCUGAUGGCUCAAACAAACAGACUUACAGUGUUGACAUACUGAGGAAACCUAUGCCAAGAUAUGCCAAGUUUACAGACCCUGAAAUGGCACAGAAGUAUGAAUGUCCAAUAUCACUCUCACCUCUCUACCGACCUAUCUCCAUCCGGGGAAGUGAGCCCAAACACACCUACUCGGCCCCAAACAUUGACGCUAUGACUCGCACUUCCAAGGUGGAUCCUAUCAGUGGAAUGUCCCUGAUGGGUGAAUGGAGAAUAGUUGAUAUAGCCAUAGAGAAACAAAUGGCUGCAGCAUCAGCAAGCAUCCCACUGACAUAUGGGGGUACCUCAGAUGCUGUGAAGUUUGGAGAAUUAGCUGCCACGAUUGAAAAAUGCAAUGUGGCACCUAAAGUUGAGGAUAUGAAAGACAAAUUUAAGGAUUCUUCAGCUUCAUUAACACACAUUGUAAAGGUGAGAGGAUGGGAGAAGAAUUUACACCAGAUAUUUGGAGUGACCAGUGUUGAUAAAUUAGUUGGACAGGCAAAAGAUCAAAUCAAAACCUAUUUUAAAAUUCUACCCAAACCAGGUCAGUCUAAACAGUGGUCAGAGGGAGAGGGUCCUCUCGAUUGUCUCCUCAGGGCUGCUCAGUUUUAUGCUGUAGCUAUCUCAAACAAGCCUAAAGAUGCCAGUCUGCACCUACAGCUGGGCAUGGUUCUGGAGGAGCGGUACUAUGCUGAGGAUCUGUUUGGUCUUAAAAAAGAGGAAUCUGAUUCUCUACCAUCUAUGAACUUGGAUGCAAAAGAGAGUUCAAAAGAAGAGGAAUGUGCAGCUAUUUGCAAGCUCCAUGGUGUAGAUGCUGAUGCAGCUCCUCUUGCUCUCCAACUGAAGGCUAUAGACGCAGAGUACCAGCAGCUGAAUCAGAAUGGCCAGAGUGCAAAGGCUGACCGCAUCAUGGGACUGUUUGCCUGGAAGUCCAAACAGGCAAAACCGGAAGGUGCUGCUGCCCAGAAAGCAGAGGAUGAGGAGUCCACACUUGGCCAGGCCUACCUUAAAUACAUGGAUACCUUGGCCCUGGAUGAGCCUAAAGCUGUGUACAAUUUCCAUGUGGGUCGCAUGCUUGUCAUACAAGGAAAAUACACUGAAGCUAUCCCACGACUGGAGGUCACCAUCAACUGGAAUUCUCAGUAUCAGCUGGCAAGGUUUUAUCUUGGACUAGCCUUGGCAUUCCAGCCGGGAGGUCCUGGAACCCGGACCAAGGAGACUGUUGGGUACCUGUUGGAGAUCAUGGAGACUUUGCUUCAGGAAAACACCAAAGACUUGUUGUCUGCCCAGCAAACAUGGGAAUUAAAUCCUAUCCUUCAUGCUGAAAACCUUGUACGGUCCAGUAAUGUCCAUCUCCUACGAGGCAUCAUCUGUCUGGGUGUUCUCCUCUCACAGAACCCAGACAUUAAGGACUGUAUGGCUGCCCAGGAUGUGUUCCACACAGCAGCCCUACUAGCAUCUCAAAUCCUGCCUAACAUAAGCAAGGGAGACACCUUUAAACAGGUCGAGUGGGUACUACUGGAUGCUCACUCUAAUCUACUGAACAUGCUGUCUCACAACCAGAGUGGACAGGAGAAGAUCAUAGCUCAGCGAUGCAUACAGCUGUCAGCACUCAUAUUUAGUUCCUCAAUCCCAAUGAAUGACCAACUUCUACAACUACAGGAAAAAACAUGUCAGCAACUGGUACAGAUACAACCGUGCAGUAGCCACGCCCUCUACCUUCUGGGUGCCGCCCAAUUUGCAGAGUACGAGAACACUCCAUCUGGGGACAAAGCAAACAGCCUACUUCAGCACAGCAUCUCCUCGUAUGAAGUUUCCAUUGAUUUGGAGGGAAAACCAAUGGCGGGCAAUCCUUCAGACAAACUAAUAGGCCAGGAAUGGUGGCAGAAGAAAAUCAAGGAAGAAGAAGAGAAGAAAAAAGCAGAAGAGGCCAAAAAGGCAGCUGCUGGAGCAGCUGCAAAACCAGCAGGGAAGGGUGCACCAGCUGCACGAGGUGGGGCAGCCGCCAGAGGGGCUGCAAGGGGGGCACCUGCUGCCAGAGGCAGGGGCGCUCCUCCUGCUAGGGGAGGUGUGGCCGCAAGGGGAGCAGCACGCGGAGGUGCAGCAGCCAAGGCUCCAGUAGGUAAAGCUGCCCCUCCUCCUGCCAAAACUGCUCCCGGCAAACCAGCAGCAAAGACCCCUCACUGCGACCCCAAGGCACCCGCCAAAAAGGAAGAGGUAGUACCUGCUGCCAAGGCUCCGGCUUCCACCGCCACUCCAGCAGACACCCCUGCAGCGCCCCCUAAGGGAACUCCGAUCAACAGGACAUCUUAUUACCCCCAUCUGGGCUUAGCAAGAGCAUUUAGGGCAGCUGGAAACAUCCCAGACUCCCAGAAAAAUUACAAUGAUGUCAUCGUCAUGUCCCCAGAGGUACACGAUGCCUAUAUAGAGCUGGCAGAAAUGCUGACAAAGACCGACCCAGCUGCAGCGGUGGACGUUUACGCCAAGUUCCCGAUGCCUGAGGAACCAUCAUUUGAUGAUGCCUUUAUUCUUGGAGAGUUGGUUCGUCUCCUGAUGAAGACGGAGAGUUAUGACGAUCCACGUCUCCAGACCUAUAUGAUAUCCUAUGGGCGCGUCUUGGGUCUAGGUGUGUUAGAGAGGUAUGUCAAAAUCCUGGAAGAUAAAUUUAAAAAUGACCUUCUGAAGAAAGUGUACGCAGGUGUGAACAAGAAAGAUGUAGAUGAUCCUGAUUUACAGGCAUUCUUCAAGUUCAAAUGCUGGCUGUAAUCUUUUGUGUCGUAAUAGACAAAUGUACGUGUGUUUGUACCAGUUCUCAUCAGGACCCGAGGAGUACACAGUCACUUACUGGUUAAAACUUUCUUUAGAGACUGUCACCAUGUGUGUAUAGCAAUCCUCAUCAAAACAAACUUGUCACAUGACUAUUAAUAGAAGUUACUGACUAAAGAUUUCCUAGACACUUUAUAAUUGCAUAUAUGUAACGAUUAUAUUACAAUCAAUGAAAUUGAAAUAAUUCAAUAAAAGUGCCAAAACUCUAUACACCGUAUAUUUCAUUUUCAGCCUUUCUAGUAUAAAAAACAAUUUUAACUGUUCCAAUUAAAUCCUGGGAUACACUUUUUAUGGUUUCAUGAUGUAAAACAAUUAUCAAUAUGUAAAAAUUAGUGACCAUGACAAAUGAAUGUCAACUUCAAUAGAAUGAUACUUGUUCAUAUAGAACUGAUGUCUGUCAGAUAUUUUAAUAUCUUGGAGUUAUCAGGCUGUCAGAUAGUGGAUGUAUAGUGGGAGGAGCAGGUUGACAGACUUUGAUGUGACAUGUCUGUGGCGGUGGGAGGAAAGCUGACAUGUUAAUUAGCUAAGUUUGACCCAAUAGCUACAGUGGUAGAACACAUGAGUCACUUGUCAAUCACAGGUACUGUAUACCUGUCCCACACCUGUCCCACAAGGUAACCAACUCUAUCCAGAGGUUUACCUAUAUAUAUCUGUCCAGGUAACAUUUGUACUAGUAAUGGUAUACACAAGUGAUGUAACGGGUCUGCCUUGUGAUGGAGAUCCACCCAGGUAACAGUGUACCCUUACAGUUCCCUACAGGUAUUAAGACUGGCCAGGUAACUAGCACUUGCCAGGUUUUUACUAGAACUUUAUUAGAACUAGUAAUGAACUAGUAAUGAACUAGUAAUUCUGUUAAUGUAAGAAGACAUUGCCAUAUUUAUCCUGUGAUAAGCCCAGGGGGCCAACACAAACUUCGAUUAAAAGGAAGGGUGGGCUUAUUACAGAAUGGAAAAAUAUAUCACAGAGAAAAAAAAAAGACUAUAAAAAGAUAUGGGUUGACUUGUAUCCAGGCAUGGAUAGUUGCCAGAUAUAUAGGGCAGCUAGUUUUCAAGACUUGUCGAUUACAGUCUGGUCUAAGCAGACUGUUUCAAGCAUUUUCAAGGUUAAUCAAACAAAAGUCCACAUGGCUGUCAACCUGCCAUUUAUAAAUGAUGUAAUCGGUGAGAACGUGUCUCCGUUUCUUUUUCUUCUUUUUUUUUUUUAAAUAUUAAUGUUUCAUCAAGGAAGGUCUACAUAUAUAAUCAUUGUCAAAAUUAGAAUUAUCAAUAUUUUCAUGAGAUUUUUAUAUAUUAUAGUGUGUGUAUUUUCUGUGAUACAGGUAUGCGAUAGGUAUUUUGUCUUUAUUUUUCUAUUACUGUAUAAGUGUGAUAUUAUGCAAAUGUUUAUAAAAUAUAUUGAUUUGUAGAUAAAUCUAACAAAAA